UCCAGUGGUGCUAAUCAUGGCUAAUGAACAUCCACAAUCCAACCUUUCUCAUGCAGAGAAAAGUCUAACUUUUCAAUCAACACAACAAAGCUUAUAUAGCUCAACAUUUGGACAUUCAUUUCUUUCCUCAUCGCCUCCACCUCGGAGUUCUAAGAGUACUAAUCCAGGUUUUGGGGAUGAUGAAGAUUGUGAGAAAGCAAUACGAAGUCUCGUUCUUGAGGACUCGCCAAAGGAAUCUAUUGUAUACAAGCCUACGCGUUCAGCAACUUUACCAACAUUACCAUCACAUAAUGAUUACACUAGUAAUGGUUACAAUGUUGCUGCUUCAACGUCAUCUCUUUGGACACCUUCAACACCUUUUUCAUCAAAUCCAUUGAACAAUACGGAAGGGUAUUUCUCACCUCAAACUCCCGAUCAAUAUUAUAAUAGUAAUGGCGGCAUAUUUGGAUCUAAUGUUCCUAAUGUUCGAAGAUCUACUACUAUAAGCAGUAUUCAAGGCAAUGGUACCAUACAUGAUGAUACUGGUCAUGUAAAAUUUGAUAAUGGUUUAGGAGGUCCAUUAGAUUAUCGCGACUCUAAUACAUCUACUGGUGCUGUAACGCCAUCUUCGCCUACAAACUAUUUAUCUCAAUCGCAUUUUCAAUAUAGACCGUUUGUAAAUCCUUUACAGCAACCUCAGACUCAAUCACAACAGUCACAAUUAACACAGUUGCAAUAUCAACAAUUUCAAUUACA
Messenger RNA from Racocetra persica, 735 nucleotides. NCBI's taxonomy places the organism in Eukaryota, Fungi, Glomeromycota, Glomeromycetes, Diversisporales, Gigasporaceae. The record is from the annotation of a GenBank genome assembly.